This is a messenger RNA of Nicotiana tabacum (common tobacco), 2957 nucleotides long. RefSeq names its product receptor-like protein Cf-9 homolog. The record is from RefSeq and is a predicted model, not a curated record. Gene Ontology annotation, molecular function: protein binding. Lineage: Eukaryota; Viridiplantae; Streptophyta; Magnoliopsida; Solanales; Solanaceae.
UUUGUUCUUGCAGUUAAUAUGGCAUAAUAUGAUGAACAAUUAAUUAUGUUGUUUUUUUCAUUAGAACAACUUCACCGUGUCAAAAUACAUACACUAUCAUUGAAUAAGUCUUAGCGCUCUAAACAUUCAUCCCAUUAAAGCUUUAUCACAGUAAUUGACAACUCAAAAUUUGACUGAAAAUGACUAGGUGAGCUUCCUGGAAUUGAUUACUGCAAAGCAUCAACAGUAAAUUUUCUUUGCUUUGUGCUAUAUAUACCUCAGAACUAUUCAAUAAAGGAACAAAGCAAAGAUUUCUUGAUUGUUUUGAUCUUUAUAGUGCCGAAAUGGGUUAUGAAAAAAUUGUAUUGUUUCUGCUCUAUGCCUUUCUCUGUAGACUUGCUUUCUCCUCAUCCAUACCACAUUUGUGCCCCAAAGAUCAAGCUCUUGCUCUUCUACAAUUCAAAAAGAUGUUUACCAUAGAUCCUGACGCUUCAUUUUACUGCCACACAUCUUAUCCUAAAAUUCUUUCAUGGAAUAGGAGCAAAGAUUGCUGCUCAUGGAAAGGAGUUAACUGCGACGAGACAACACGCCAUGUGGUUGAGCUUGACCUCGGUUGCAGUCAACUUCAAGGCAAGCUUCAUUCCAACAGUAGCCUCUUCAAACUCUCUAAUCUCAAAAGGCUUAAUUUAUCUGGUAAUGAUUUCUAUGGAUCGCACAUUUCGCCUAAAUUUGGUGAGUUUUCUAGUUUGACACAUCUUGAUUUAUCAAGUUCAGAGUUUUCAGGUCAAAUUCCUUUAGAAAUCUCUCAUCUUUCUAAAUUAUACGUUCUUCGUAUCAAUGAUGAUGUGAGACUUGGACCUCACAAUUUUGAACUGCUCUUUAAGAACUUGACCCAAUUAAGAGAGCUUGAUCUUGACUAUGUCAACAUCUCUUCCACCAUUCCUCUAAAUUUCUCUUCUUAUUUAACAAUUCUACGACUUGCAGACACGCAAUUAUAUGGGACAUUGCCUGAAAGAGUCUUUCACCUUUCCAACUUGAAAUAUCUUGACUUAUGGCACAAUACCCAGCUCGAAGUUAGGUUUCCAAUGAUCAAAUGGAAUAGCAGUACAUCUCUCACGGAUUUAUAUCUCAAUAGUGUGAAUUUUACUGGUAAUAUACCUGAAUCAUUUAGCUAUUUAACUUCAUUGAAUAAACUGGACAUGAGCUCUUGUAAUCUCUCGGGACCUAUUCUAAAACCUCUAUGGAAUCUAACUCGCAUAGAGCUUUUGCACCUUGAAAAUAACCGACUUGAAGGACCAAUUUCCCAGCUCUUCAGAUUCGGUAAUCUCAAGACCUUAUGGCUUGGAAAUAACAACUUUGAUGGCCGACUUGAGUGCUUUAAUGGGACACAACUUAGGGACUUAGUUGUUUCGUCCAAUUCCCUAAUUGGUCCAAUUUCUUCCAGUGUAUUAUCCCUCUCAUCACUAGAAUGGUUAGACUUGAGCAAUAACCAUUUCAGUGGCAAAAUUGGAGAGUUAAAGUCCAAAACAUUGUGGAACGUUGAUCUAACACAAAAUCAGCUGCAAGGUCCUAUUCCAAAGUCACUCCUAAACCAACAGAACCUCCAAUAUCUUCUCCUUUCUCAAAAUAAUCUCAGUGGACAGAUUGAUUCAACCAUCUGCAAUUUGAAAACAUUACUGUUAUUAGAUCUGAGAAGUAAUAAUUUACAGGGAACAAUCCCCGAAUGUUUGGGUGAGAUGGAUAGUAUUCUGGUUUUGGACUUAAACAAUAAUAAUCUUAGUGGGACAAUUCAAGCAAAUUUUAGUAUUGGAAACCGAUUCAGAGUCAUUAAAUUGCAUGGGAAUAAGUUAGAGGGGAAAAUCCCAGGAUCUUUGAUCAAUUGCAAGUAUUUGGAACUACUUGAUUUAGGUAACAAUGAGUUGAACGACACUUUUCCAAAAUGGUUGGGAGUCCUACCAAAUUUGAAGAUUUUAUAUUUGAGAUCAAAUAAGUUGCAUGGGUCCAUCAGAGUGUCAAGAAAUAGAAACUUGUUUUCACAACUUCAAGUUCUGGAUCUUUCAUCCAAUGCAUUUAAUGGGAAUUUACCAACAGGUCUUUUUGAGAAUUUCCAAGCCAUGAAAAUAAAUGAUGAGAACAUGAGAAACCUAACAUUUGUAGAAGAAACAUCUAAUUUGAUAUUUACAACAAAAGGAUUGGAACUUCAAUUUCCUCAUGUUUUGAGUACUAAUAAUAUGGUUAUUGAUCUCUCAAGGAAUAGAUUUGAAGGUUGUAUUCCAAGUACUGUUGGAGGUCUCAUUGGACUUCGUACGUUGAACUUGUCUCACAAUGGCUUAGAAGGUCUUAUACCAGCAUCAUUACAACAUUUGUAUGUACUUGAAUCGUUGGAUCUCUCAUUUAACAAAAUUGGUGGAGGAAUUCCGCAACAACUUGUAUCUCUAACAUCACUUGCAGUCUUAAAUCUCUCUUACAAUCAUCUCGUUGGAUGCAUCCCUAAAGGAAAUCAAUUUGAUACUUUCGAGAACAGUUCAUACCAAGGGAAUGAAGGAUUACGUGGAUUUUCACCCUCAAGAGGCUGUGGUGAUGACGGAGUAACACAAGCAACAACCCCAAAUGUGCUAGAUCAAGGAGAAGAUGAAGAUUCAUCAAUGAUCAGUUGGCUGGCGGUUCUCAUAGGUUACGGUUGUGGAUUAAUUAUUGGACUAUCCAUAAUAUACAUAAUCUCAACUCAAAAUCCAUUAUGGUUUUCCAGGAUAAUUUUAGAACUGGAACAAAGAAUCGUUACGAGAAUGAAAAAACACAAGAAAAGAUAUUAGUGUGUCCAGGUUUCAAGUCUAAUAAGUUGCUGGAGACGCAAAUAUAAGCAUUUGUCUUUCAUAGUCUAUUAUGAUGUUUCUUGAAGUGUUUGUUACCAUAUGAAUAAAGACAUGAGUUUUCUUCCUUUGAGACUCAAACCAUAUAAGAUUGUCUAUGAUAUGCUA